AUGAAUCCAACCAUAUAUCUUCAGCCAUUUUUGGAUUUGAUUCUAUCUGAUGAAACUGGGGCACCAAUCACAGUGGACGCUGUGACUAGCUGCAGAUUCAAGGUGACUGAUCCUGCAUCAGAAGAAGUGGUCCUGACGAAGAUACUCCAGAUUGCUGGGAUGGAUACAACUUACUAUUUUGGGAGUAAACACUUAGAGAAUGGUAAUGUUACAUCCAGAUAUGAUGGUCAACCAUCUUCUGGAAGUUUCAAGCCUUAUGGGGUCCCUUGCAUGGUGGAGAUAUUUCACUUCUUGUGUUCAUUGUUGAAUGUUGUUGAGCACAUGGGAUUGGGUCCCAGAUCAAAUACUAUAGCUUUUGAUGAAGAUUUUUGCCUUGGCAUUGUUCUCAGUCUAUAUCAUCAUUUGCGUUCUCAACUCAAACUACAGUUUGAAUCUUUCUUUUCCUGUGUUAUUUUGAGGCUUGCACAAGGCUGUUAUGGGGCUUCAUACCAGCAGCAGGAGGUUGCCAUGGAGGCUCUUGUUGACUUUUGCAGGCAGAAGGCAUUUGUGGUGGAGAUGUAUGCUAACCUAGAUUGCGACAUUACUUGCGGCAAUGUGUUUGAAGAUCUUGCCAAUAUAUUGUCAAAAAGUGCAUUUCCUGUGAAUUGCCCUUUGUCUGCAAUGCACAUUCUUGCUUUGGAUGGAAUGGCUGAGAGGAUCAGCAAUGGAUUAGUUAGUUCAGAACAAGGUCCCAUAAGUCUUGAGGAGUAUACCCCAUUUUUGGAUGGGCUUGAGUUUCUUCAAGGAAUGCACCUCUUGCCUGACAAACUUGACCCACAGAGUGUGGCUUGCUUUUUCAGGUACACUGCUGGGUUAGAUAAGAACCUUGUUGGGGAUUUAGUGGGCAAUCAUGACAACUUUUGUGUUCAGGUCCUUCAUGAAUUUUCCGGGACGUUUAAUUUCCAAGACAUGAAUCUGGAUACUGCGGCUGUGUUCUGGAAACUUUCAGACUGCCUGGAGAAUCACAAAAGAUACAAAGGAUCAGCACAAUGUACAAAAUUGUACUAUGCAAUCUGCAAGAAUGAGAUACGCACAAUCCCAGAACAAGGUGCUGGUUUCCCUGAAAUGACACCAAGCCGUUGGAUUGAUCUAAUGCACAAAUUUAAUAAAACUGCACAAUUCAUUGUGUCAGAUUCCAGAGCUCAUCUGGACCGUGAUAUGUUUGCUAUAAUGUCAGGCCCAACACUUGCGGCUAUUUCUGUGGUAUUUGAUCAUGCAGAAUUUGAAGAUGUAUACCAAACAUGUACUGAUGGAUACUUAGCUGUUGCAAAGGUUUCUGCAUGCCACCAUCUUGAAGAUGUUCUGGAUGACUUGGUGGUGUCUCUUUGCAAGUUCACGACCCUGUUGAACCCGUCUUCUGUUGAGGAACCUGUUUUAGACUUCGGUGAUGACACAAAAUCUAGGAUGGCAACUGAAAUAGUUUUACCAUUGCAAAUAGCUCACAUGACAUCCAUGGGUAAUCCAAGGAGAUCUUCUGGACUGAUGGGUCGGUUCAGUCCGCUCUUAUCUCUCGAUACAGAGGAACCAAGAUUGCAACCGACUGAACAGCAACUAGCUGCUCAUCAACGCACCCUUCAGACAAUUCAGAAGUGCCACAUUGACCGUAUUUUCACCGAGGAUAGAAUUGGGCUACUCUGGCAUGUGUACGAGCAGACAUCCAACAAGGAAGUCAGUCGUCUGGUGAAAGCAAACUCUACACACAUCCGGUCCCAAAUGGGUGGCCUACAAUCACAUCUCUACUCCAUCACAGCUCGACACCCAGAAUCUUCUGAAGCAGGAUUCGAUGCACUGUUGUUUAUCAUGUCUGAAGGAGCCUACUUAAUGCCGGCCAAUGAUGUCCUCUGUGUUGAUGCUGCAAGACAGUUUGCUGAGUCACGUGUUGGACAGGUUGAUCGGUCUGUGCAUGCACUAGAUCUCAUUGCAGGUUCUGUCGCUUGUUUAGCAAGAUGGGCUCAAGAUGCUAAGGAAGCUAUGGGAGAGGCCGAGGCUGUAAAAACAUGUCAGGAUACAGGGGAAAUGUGGCUGAGGCUUGUGCAGGGACUGAGAAAAGUUUGUUUGGAUCAGAGAGAAGUAGUUAGGAACCAUGCUCUCGUCAUUGCAAAUGUGUUUGACAGGAGGACACUCCCAAACAGAUUACCGAAACAUGGAGGGGACUCUUGUCCUUGCAUUGAAACUCCUGUCAAAAGCGUUUUUACAGUUGCUUCACGAGCUCUUGCAAUUAACGACCUUCUGCAAACUAUGGCUGCGUGUUCUCAGCCGGAUGGAAAAGUACUUGAAAGAGAAAGUCAGAGGGAAGAGAAGCGAGUAGCUUCAGAAACGAGUCCCGGAGCUUGUAAAAAACACCUUGCUUGUUAUGAAGACAAAGGAGGUGUUGGUGCAGAGGACUGCUCUGGGCGGAGGUAG
Messenger RNA from Ilex paraguariensis (yerba mate), 2442 nucleotides. The record is from the annotation of a GenBank genome assembly. Lineage: Eukaryota; Viridiplantae; Streptophyta; Magnoliopsida; Aquifoliales; Aquifoliaceae.